AUGAAUCUUGGCUCUACACUAAUGUCCGAAUUGGUCUCGGAAUCUUCAUCUGCAUUUAUAUUUUCAUUUUCAUUUUUAUUUUCAUUUUCACUUUCAUUUUCAUUUUCCUCUUCUGCAACAAGACGGCGAAUUAGGCGGCUCAUGGAGCCCCACAAGUCGUCGCUGCUUGCCUUCUGGGGCCCCUUCGAGGCAGCAGCAGCAGCUGCUGCUGCUGCAGCAGCAGCUUCUGCAGCAGCAGCAGCGCUGGCUGCUGCUGCUGCAACUUGCUGUUCUGUGCCCCCAUGCUGCGCCUCUCUCCAAGCCGCCUCCCGCGCUGCUGCUGCUGCUUCUGCUGCUGCUGCUUUGGGGACAAAAGUGUCUGUUGCUGCGUCUAAGAAGCGCGAGGCUGCUGCUGCAGUCCACGGCGUGAUCGCAGCAGCAGAAGCAGCAGCAGCGCCAGCUGCAGCAGGCCGCAGCUGCAGCAGCAAAUCGCGAGGCACCAAGGGAGACAGCGAAGACGGAGACCAAGUCUUGGGCCCCUCGUUCUGCAGCAGCCUGCUGCUCCACUCUCCCGCUAGUUCUUCAGUUUCUGCUGCUGCUGCUACUGCUGCUGCUGCUGCUAGCUCUCCUGCUGCUGAGCCUGCUGCUGCCGUGCCGCUUGCUGCUGCUGCUGAUGCUGCUGCAGGCGGUGCUCCACCAGCUCCUGCAGCGGAACCGCCUGCAGGUUCGCCGGCAGCAGCAGCAGCAGCAGCCGGCGCAGCAGCAGCAGCAGCCGGUGCAGCAGCAGCUGCAGACUCAUCGCUGCAGCAAGAAAAGCCCUUGGGCUUCCUAGCAGCUCCUGAGAAAUGCCUCUUCGGGUGUACAGACAGUGAGCUUCCAAUGUCCUUAGAGGGGCCCCACAUGGGCACCUCUGGGGGGCCCCCUUGUUGGUCCCCCAGGGGGCCCCCCAAGGGGGUCCCCGGGGGCCCCCCCAGGGGGCCCCCCUGGGGCCCCCCAAGGGGGGCCCCCAGGGGGCCCCCCAGGGGGGCCCUGGAAACUAAGAAAGCCGCAUGGGGCCCUCCUCCAGCACUCCUGGAGCUGCUGCUGCUGAGGCGCAAGCUAGAGGCUUCCCACAGCAGCAGCAGCAGCAGCAGCAGCAGGAGCAACCGCUGCAGCACCGGCAGCAGCAGCUGCUGCCGGCGAGGCCAAACGCCCAUAAGCAGUCAAAUAAACCGCGAGGCCCAUCGCCUGUGA
Messenger RNA from Eimeria necatrix, 1212 nucleotides. RefSeq lists its product as hypothetical. The record is from RefSeq and is a predicted model, not a curated record. Lineage: Eukaryota; Apicomplexa; Conoidasida; Eucoccidiorida; Eimeriidae.